UUUUUGGGAAAUACAAAAAAAAUCAGUUUUAUAGAAGUAGAAGCUGAAUGGUGAAUAAUAUGUAUGUGGCAUGGAGACAAACUGUUUAAUAUUCGUAUGUGUAACAUAUCCUUAACCCCUUGAAUCUCUCCAGAACCCUAUCAGAAAAUUGUAAAAUUAACCACUCUCAUCCAACUUCCAACUGAAAUCAUUCAUCCAAUGCUGCAAAACCCAGAUUAAGAAUCACUGUCUCCUUACCCUUCCACUCUCUCAUGGCCACUCUCUGCCACUUCCCAAGGUUUCGCUUCCUUUUCUUGUUCGACCACCACACACAGCAACAACCCAGGCAAGGCUGCUACGCCUUCCAACACCCACCUCGCAAACACUUGAGACUUCGUGCUUCUUCAAUCAAGAAAUCCAGGAAGGUAAAAAGCAAUGCGGAACUCUGCAAUGAUAUUCGGGAGUUCGUUGCUGCGGUUGGACUUCCACAGGACUACGUCCCCACUAUGAAGGAAUUUACGGAGCACGGAAGGAAUGACCUCGCAAACAUUGUCAGACGGAGGGGAUAUAAAGUGAUUAGGGAGUUUCUUGCAAAUUCAAGAGGAACGGAUUUGGAUGAGGAGGAAAACAAAGAUGAAAAAAAAGAAGGUCAGGAUGUGGACGUGAACAAUGUGGUAGGAGAGUUUCCAUUGUCUACUGAAGUUCACAUCAUAAAAAGUCAUUCUGAUAGUUUGAUUACAGAUCCGUAUCUCAACUUUGAUGACAAUAGUAAUGUGCUUACAGAGUCUUCAGUUGAUUCAUCCUCACAGGAAAAGGCCUUGAACGAUAUAGAAGACCACCUUGAGAUGGUGGAAAAAAUGGACGAAGAUAUUUCCUUGGCAAGCAAUGUUUCAACAGUGAAAAAUCAUUCUAGCAAUUCAGAUAGUCCAGCUUUCGACUCUGGAGAUCAUAGUUGCAUACCCUUGGAAAUAUCAACCAACUUGUCCAUGAAAGAAGCAGAUUUAAAUGAGUUAAGUGGUAGCAACGAGAUUGCCAACAGCACGAGUGAAGAUAAACUCUUGUCAAGCACUGUUUCCAUCACUGAAAGAAACUUCUCUAGUGAUAAGGUUGAACAAGACCUAAAAUCUAUUGACAAUAAUCAGAUGCCUUUAGAAUCCACUGAUGCUUUGUCCUUGGAGGGAAAGGUAACAUACGAAUAUCGGGAUGAGGAUGCCAAUUUUGCUGAAGAAGUCGUCCCAUCAACUGAAGUUUCCCUUGUAGACUACCACUCCAGCAGUUCGAACAUUGAUCCAGUUCUCAGUUCUGAUGACCAUAGUUCUGCACCUAUAGGUUUUUCAACUGAGUUGUCUUUGGAGGAGAAGGUAGCAAACUUCAUUCAGAGAGGAGAUCUGGAUGUAGUGGAAGAUAAUGUGUAUGGCACAUCAAAUGAGAGCGGUACUGAAGAAACUAAGGAAUACAUUUUUUCAGAGGAUACAGAAGAAGUUCAAGUAAGGACACCUACUUCUGAGCACUCAGAAAAUGCAAUCAACGGAGGUAAUUCUGGUACGACAUCGAAUGGGAGAGCAUCGAUUUCUAUGCAAGCUGUGCCUCCUGCAACAGCAAAUGAUUCUCCUAGGAAUGAUAGUUUAUCAGCUGAUGGACUAGGUACUCAAGUUAACAAUGAUCUGGACUCUGAGGCUAGGAAAAGGGAGACUCAAGUUGAGAUUAGUGAGCUGAAGAACAUGCUGCAUCAGAAAGAGUUGGAGUUGUCACGGUUGAAAAAACAGAUUGAGAAGGAAAAGCUUGCAUUGUCUGUUUUGCAAAUCAAAGCUGAAAGUGCAAUCAGCAAAGCCCAAAAAAUUAUCUCAGAAAAAGAUGCAGAGUUACUUGCUGCUGAAGAAACCCUUUCAGGACUAGUGGAGGUUGAGGUUCAAUAUUGUGGAGAGGGUGAAAUGGUUGAGGUGGCUGGAAGCUUUAAUGGUUGGCAUCAUUGGGUCAAAAUGGAUCUGCAGCCGUCAUCUAGUAUCACAGAAUCCAGUGGAACCAGGAAAUCCAGGUGUUGGUCGACGAUGAUGUGGCUUUAUCCUGGGGUCUAUGAGAUAAAAUUUGUUGUUGAUGGGCACUGGAAGCUUGAUCCUCAGAAAGAAUCAGUUACCCGGGGUCACAUAUCUAACAACAUUCUUCGUGUAAACAGAUGAAUGGUUUCCACAGUAAAUAGCUAUCGGCCUAUAGUUAAGGGUACAGGAAGCAAUAAUGAAGACAUGUAAAGUCAGCUAAUUGAUGGAAACAAAUUGAGGUCGGAGAUGAUGUUGGCAAAGAAACAUGAAGCAUACAGGAUCAUGCUGAUUUCCUGAUACUAGACAACUAAGAUUAUGUAUCAACGCCUUUCAUGGUUAAAGACGGUAUUUACAGUUGCUGAGAACUUCGUAAACAAAUCAAAUGGUGGUUCUCUGUUUUGCGGAGGCUGCCCCCAUGUACAUAAUGUAGAGCACUCUUUACAGUCAGAUUUGGUAGCAGUAGAAAUUUUGUUUAGGACAAUAGAUUCUAGAUUGUUAACUGAAAAAUGUACAUCUCUGUUCAUAUGUGAGCUACUCUACUAUCAGUUAAAGCAAGAAAUUUACAAGUAA
This is a messenger RNA of Ziziphus jujuba (common jujube), 2585 nucleotides long. RefSeq names its product protein PTST homolog 3, chloroplastic. Bases 252 to 2156 code for a protein of 634 amino acids. The record is from RefSeq and is a predicted model, not a curated record. NCBI's taxonomy places the organism in Eukaryota, Viridiplantae, Streptophyta, Magnoliopsida, Rosales, Rhamnaceae. The transcript has 13 exons.